AAAGAGAGCCCAGAAGUGGACUACUCUUCAGUCACAGCCGUAGGAAAUCCUUACUGUCACAGAUCGAAGUAUAAUUCGGACAAUAUUGAUAAUAGCCAAGAAUUGCAAGUUGUUGAAAUUAGUGAUGUAUAUUCGAGCAAUCAUAUCGAAAAUAGCGUGGACAAGAAAAAUUAUUCGAACUUGUGGCUCCACGAUGAAUUAGAUGACCAUAAAAACAUAACAUACUUAUGGUUUCACAAUGAGUAUAAUAAAGAAAUUGAGGAUAAUGAAGCUUGGUUUGACGCUGAAGACAUCUUGGAUGAACCUUUUCAUGAGCCUGCUUCAAAUGACCUGCAUGAUGAGAAACAAAGUCAUCGGAAUACUACUGAAGAAAGUUACAAUCAAACGCUAUGUAAAUGUACUUCAAUUACGAGAGGUGAAGCAUUACUAAUGACAUUACUGUUGGGAGCUCAGCAAUCAUUAACGUGGACAACUAUAACAUCAAUAUUGUCUCUAAUUAACACUUUGUUCGGUGAAAAUGUAGUUCCAGAAACAAAAUAUCAACUUUUUAAAACAUUACAACUUAAAGAUGAAAUGAUUUCCUAUCAUAUGUUUUGUACUAAUUGUUUGUUUUAUAUUUGUACUGAAAAGAAUUCAAACUCUGGAGACCUGAAGUGUGCGGCUUGUGGGAUUGAGAAUAAUAAAUCAAAUAUUUCAUUUUUUUUAACGUUGGACAUGGAAACACAACUCAAAACAAUUUUACAAGAUAGUGAAAUACAAAAAUGCUCAAAACGACCGUUUUGA
This is a messenger RNA of Cotesia glomerata, 783 nucleotides long. RefSeq lists its product as uncharacterized. The record is from RefSeq and is a predicted model, not a curated record. The transcript has 3 exons. The annotation marks the transcript as partial. NCBI's taxonomy places the organism in Eukaryota, Metazoa, Arthropoda, Insecta, Hymenoptera, Braconidae.